AUGAGCAAUGACAAUUGGAAACCGGCACUUCGCCGUCAAAUCGAACAACUUGCACAGCGCAACGAGCAAAAUCGACAGAAUGCACACAAAAGCGGUGAGCAGAAUGCGAAGAUCGCGGAGAUGGAUGCGAAAAUUGUGCGACUUCGCGAAUUAGUUGCGAGGAAGCCGAACGAGGCGGCGAUUUUUUAUUUAGAAUGUUUGAGUUUGGCGGAUGAGAAUGACUUAUUUUUUGAAAGAAUUGGAGGUGGAUAUUUGAAGACUUCUGGUGGACCAAGAAUUGUGGAGAAUAGUGGAAGCUCUGAAAAUCAUACGGUAUCUUUGCCAAGUAUGGUUAGUGUUUUUUUGGGAGUUUUAGGUCUAAUCUCAGGCUACUGUAGGCAUUGUAAGCUGGGGUUACUGUAUAUCUUGAGCGCCAGUGGCGCGAGUGUAUAUUUUUUCGUAGGCUUCCGCUUUAGCAGCAAGGUCUACAGUACUUCUACAGUACAAUACCUCUUACGGAUUCACAGUUCCUCAGCCAGGUGUACAGUACUUCUCAAGGGUACUGUAUUGUAGAUAAUGAUUCACAGUAAGCUAAACUGGCCGAGGAAGCUGUUGGUCUAAAAAUCGCUGAAGAUUUCGGUCUAAACUAAAUUUGCGCUACAGUAAUAUCAGGAUACUGUAGGUAUUGUUCUGGAGCCGAGAUUACUGUAUAUCUCGAGCGCCAGAGGCGCGAGUGUAACUUUUUCCGCAAGCUUCCGCGUUAGCUGCCAGGUCUACAGUACCUCUCACGACCAUUGUUCUGUAGAUCCACAGUAAUCUCAAGGUACUGUAGGUAUUGUAAGCCAGAAUCACUGUAUAUCCCGAGAGCCAGUCCUACAGUACCCUGAGAACUACUGUAUUCGUUCCAGUCUGCACCAUCUGUAAUUCAAACAGUCGACAUCGCAACUCUAGAAGAAUCCGGAAAACUCCCCCAACGACCUCAUUGGUGGGAUCAAUUACAAUUAUAUCGCCGCAGUGAUUUAUUGAAUCAAACCAAACAAAAUGAUCGGAGAGAAUUAUGGUUGACACAGGUUCUCGAUUUAUUUUCCAGCUAGAAAAUCCACUUCGAUUUUUUCAGAAAGACUUCUUCCUGGCCUGCUUGGGUUUUAUGGUCGGAGUCGGACAUGCGAUGCGUUUUCCAGCCAAAGUUUAUCAACAUGGCGGUGGCGUCUUCUUCAUUCCCUAUAUUUUUUCGCUGGUAUUUUUUGGGCUGCCCUUGGUUUUUCUGCAUCUUUCGAUCGGGCAGUAUACUGGGCAGGCGGCUAAUACAGCAUUUUCGAAGUUGAUGCCAAUUGGGGCAGGUUAGUUAGAUUCUGGGGGGGGGUGUAUUCAGAAACAACCUGAACCUUGUUGAUGACGUGGCAGGCAAAGCUGAAAAUUUGAUCUGAAAUUGAGAACCAAGUUUUAAUUUCACCCCAAAUUUGAGUUUUCUAAUAUUUGACUUUUUUUUGGGAAUUUUCGUUAGAAAAAUAUCUUGGAAUCAAAAUGAUUCUUAAACUUUUUAAAGGUUAUGACGUGGCACAGCUGAAAAUUUGAUCUGAAAUCGAGACAAAUUUGAGUUUUCUGAAAUUAGACAUAUUUUUGAGAAUUUAGAGAAAUAUCUUGGGAUAGAAAUGAUCCACAAACUUUUUUGAGGUUAUGACGUGGCAAAGCUGAAAAUUUGGUCUGAAACUGGAUCUUCUUAAGAUUCGGAAUCUGGAGAAGCUUAGAUUUUCUUUCGGAGAGAAAUUUAAUUCUGAAAAAAAUUCUCCAUUUUUUUGCCUGCAGUUUCUGAAAACCUUGAUUUUUUUUUGGAAUAUUUUGCCAAAAUUUCCGAAGAUCCCCCUGUGAUAAAAUCUUCUCUAACAUGAGUUAUGGGAUCUCAAAACACGAUUUUUCGAAAAUUCUGAAAUUUUGCCAUAUGUUUUUUUUUGUUUCUUUCGGAGAGAAAUUCAAAAUUAUAUUUGAAAAAAAUUUCCCCGGAAAUUUGUAAAAUCGUUGUGAAAUCAUAAUUUAAAAAUUUUUCAGUACUGAAUUUUCUGAAAACCUUGAUCUACAGUACUUCUCAGACAACCAAGAAAUUUCAGACAUCUGAAUCUAACCUCAGUCAAUUUCAGGAAUCGGUUGGGCAUUGGUAGUUAUCGCAAUUCCCGUCGCAAUAUACUACAACAUCAUCGUUGCCUGGGCAAUUCACUAUUUCUUCCUGAGUUUGAAAGGAACGCUGACCGGAAAACUACCAUGGGAAUAUUGUGGAGAAGAAUGGCAGUUAGACACAAAAUGCUGUAAUUUACACAAGCUCCAUGAAUGUUUCAAUUCAACAAAUUCGAUCACAGCUCCAGAAGCCUUUUUUCAGUGAGUCCCCAAAAUUUCUUCUCUUUUUUGAUAGGAAUUUAUCAUUUAUUAUAGCUCUGAAGUGUUAUCCUUGUCAACAUUCGGAGAUUUCACCCUUGGACCUCUUCAAUCACAUCUAGUUUUAUCCCUGGCUGCAGCCUGGCUUCUUGUAUUCUUCGGAGUCUUCAAAGGUCUUGGAUCAAUCGCCUCUACAAUGAAUGUCACAGCUACAGUUCCCUAUUUCCUUCUCUCAACCUUGCUGCUACGUGGAAUUAGUUUGCCUGGAGCAAACAAGGGCCUCAAUUUUUUAUUCAGUGUUGAUAGUUCGAAAUUGUGGAAAUGGCAGAUUUGGAAAUCCGCAGCUGAACAAGUAUUCUAUGAAUUAGGAAUUGAUGCGGGACCCUUGAUUUCGAUGGCCGCGUUUUCAAGAUAUCGCAAUAAUGUUUAUCGAGACUCGGUUCUAUUAGUUAUUAUGUAAGGAACCUCUUGGGUUCACCAAAAAUCUCAAAAUCUUCAGGGACGCUCUAACUUCAACCCUAUGUGGAUGUGUGAUUUUCUCAUUUGUCGGAUUCAUCGCUUCUGAAUCGAACACUGAAAUCACAGAUGUUUUGAGUAGGUUUCUACAGAUGUUUUCAAUAAAUAAGAAAUGGAUGUUUUUGCAGAGCACGAUCCUUUAUAUUUAUCAUUCACAGUUUAUCCAGGAGUGACGAGUUUUAUGAAUUGGGGAGGUCUUUGGGCAAUGCUGUUUUUUGGGAUGAUUGUGUUGGCUGCGCUGGAUGCGGAAUUUGCGUGGUAGGAUGAUAGAAUUGAAAUUGAAAUAUGGAUUUUGGGAAAUUCUGAAUGGGACCACGCAUUAGAAGAAAACAUUUUUUUAAUUUUCAAAAAUCAUUUUCGUUAGAGAAAGUUUCGAAUACAGCAAUUCGGACUGCAACAAAAUUCAAUUUUCAAGCUAAAAAACUGCAGUACAAAAAAAAAGUUUGCAGCUCGGGUUACUGUAUUUUCAGGAAGAGCCAAAGAUUCAUUCAAUUUUUAUUUGUUUUGAAAUUUGCAGUUCGGGUUACUGUAUUGGAUAUAAUUUGCAGUUUGGGUUACUGUAUUUUCAGGAAGAGACAAAAAUUCAUUAAGUUUUUAUUUGUUUUGAAAUUUGCAGUUCGGGUUACUGUAUUGGUUAUAAUUUGCAGUUCGGGUCACUGUAUUUUCAGAAAGAGACAAAAAUUCAUUUAAUUUUUAUUGCUUUUGAAAUUUGCAGUUCGGGUUACUGUAUUUUGUUCGAUUUGCAGUUCGGGUUACUGUGUUGGAUAUAAUUUGCAGUUCGGGUUACUGAAUUGGAUUUAAUUUGCAGUUCGGGUUACUGUAUUGGAACUAAUUUGCAGUUCGGGUUACUGUAUCGGGUUUAAUUUGCAGUUCUAGAAAUUUUCUGGGCUCUUUAUUUUAGGACCACAAAUAGGCUUCAAAAAUCUAGGUUUUCAAAAUCUCGAGCUUCCAAACCUAAAUAAAAUUUGACCAAAAACUUUUUUGUAGAAAAAAAUUACCGCCCCCCUAAUCCUCUACCCCCACAUUUCAUCCCCGCAGGCUCGAAAUGAUCGCGUCCGCCUUCAUGAAUCAUUUCUCGACCAAAAACAAAGCCGUCGAAAAUCGUCUGCUGGCUCUUCUCUGCCUUUUCGGGUUCUUCUUCGGGUUGCCAUUAUGUGCUCAAGGUGGAAUAUUUGUUUUCCAUGCCAUCGAAAACUUGAACGCCAAUUGGAACAGUUUCUCAUUGGCUCUAUUUUCCGUUGUUAUUGUUUGUUAUGUUUAUGGAAUUGAUAAUUAUUUGACGGAUAUUUCGGGAAUGUUGAGAGUUCCGAGAAUUUCGAUAUCAAAGGCGACAAGAGUUCGUGACAAAUUUAUUGCGAUUCUUGGUCCGGGAGGGAUUUAUAUCAAAUAUUCACUGCUUUUUGUUUGCCCAAUUAUUUUGACGGUUUGUGGUUUUUGGAAAAAAUAUUUGAUUAGUAGAAUUUUAAAGCACCUGAAGAUUUUUGAGAUUUUCAAAUGAAAACUAGGCUCUCUAGGCGUGGCUACUUCAUAACAUGGGUUUCUAGGUUCGCCUUCUUGACAAAGCAGCUCUCAAGACACGGCUGCUUGUCAUAGUGAAUCUCUAGACGCCGGACCUAGGCAAGUAUGUGUGCUCUAGGCGCGGCUACUUGAGAACUAGAAUCUCUAGGCGCUGAUCCUUGACGAUUUAAUUUUCUAGGUUCGGUUUCUUGAUAACGAGGGUUUCUAGGGCCGACUACUUGACAAAGAAGCUCUCAAGGGACGGCUCCUUGCCAGAGUUGAUCUCUAGACGCCGGACCUAGGCAAGUAUGUUCUCUAGGCUCAGCUACUAUAGCGCGCUACUUGACAGCUGUGAGAUCUAGGCGCGGCUUCUUGACAUAAAAGCUCUCAAGGCGUGGCUCCGAUGAUCUUUAGAGUACAAUUUUUACUUCUGGAAACCUUGGAGCGGUGAAAAAUUCUAAAUUUUAAAAAUAUUCCGUAGCUUCAAAAAACUUUCUCCACCAAAAUUUCAUUCAGAAUCUGAAUUUCAGAUUCUCCUAAUGGCCUCCGUCUUCGGUUAUCAAAGAAUCUCAUUCGCCGCUCGACCAAUCCCAAUCGAAUAUGAAUUUGUCGCGUGGAUUGUUAUGAUUGGUCCACUUUUAGUUGUUCCCCUUGUCGCUUUUCUCCAAGUUCGACAAACUCGAAAAGAAGGAAAACUAUUGAAAUCAUUAUUCGACACUUCCGAAUGGUCUCAACAAGAUGAAAUUGAUAAUGAAAUGGGAGAUGGGAACAGAGGUAGAAAUAUAUCCGAAGAUAUGACAACAAAUCGUCGAAGAACUCCAACAAUAUUUACACAUCGUGAAAAUACAUAUAUGUAUAUUGAAUCAAGAGGUCCGACAAUAAGAGGUGGAGAAAGUCGAGUAUUUUCCUUGCCGACUACGGAAAGAUAUGGCUGGCAAACUGGAAGAAUUAGGGAUAAAUUGAAUAUCUCGAAUUACUCUCCACCUCCAAGUUCAAUGACCUCUAAAAAAUCUGCAGAAGAAGUGGAGCUGAAACUCUUCGGAGCUCCUCCUGCGUUGAAAGAAACACGGACAAGAUUUGCCGAGUCACUUCCAUAUAAUCAUCAUUUUCGGGAAAACGAGGAAGUGUUAGAUGCCACUUCAAUUCCGAAACGAAGACUUCGAACAAGUCCCUCAGCUUCUGAUCCACCGAUUCCAACAACACCUCUACCACCGAUUCCCACAAAACAUUCAUUCGCACAUUCGGAACCACCUUCUCCAUCUCUGCAAACAGAUCGUAGAUCAAUACCAUCAUCGUCUAGAAGUACAGCAUCUGAAAAUGAUUCGGGUUCUGAAUCAGAAUUAUACGGUGGAUUUACAUCAGAUAAUCGUCCAACUGUGAUUCGAAAAGUCACUUCAAAUGACGACGAUUCAAUGACUUUCGUGUCAAAUGCAGCUGAAUCAAUAUCAAUUACACCAAUUGAUGCGCCAAGGCAAAGAUCGUUGAGUUCAGUAGCGUUAUAUGAUCAUGAUGAGGUAAUACAUCUAACUAUCUGAAAAUAUUCGAUUUUGUUUUUUUCAGAAAACAUCUAGAAGUCAAGUUUUAUCACAAUUGAAACGACCAGCUCCAAUCGAUAUGCCACCUGGAUGA
This is a messenger RNA of Caenorhabditis angaria, 5988 nucleotides long. Lineage: Eukaryota; Metazoa; Nematoda; Chromadorea; Rhabditida; Rhabditidae. The record is from the annotation of a GenBank genome assembly.